Molecule: messenger RNA, 1218 nt
Organism: Micromonas commoda
Lineage: Eukaryota; Viridiplantae; Chlorophyta; Mamiellophyceae; Mamiellales; Mamiellaceae
Exons: 1
Coding region: 1-1218 (405 amino acids)
Biological process (GO): rRNA 5'-end processing
Source: RefSeq, a predicted model, not a curated record
AUGUCGGCGACGACGCGGCCGUGGGUCGCCGCCGCGCGAGGGCCCGCGUGUUCCAGGCACGUCGCCGGCGAUGCCCCCCGUGCGUCCACGUCCGGCGCGUCGCGGCCCCCGAGGAGCGCCGCUCGCGUCGUCCGCGGCGAAGCCCCUGGCGCGGCGCCGAGAGGGCACCGCCGCGGACGCCGCGAGCCGGUCCGCCACCCGCGCGCGUCAUCCGGGGGCGGCGGGCGCACGGACCGGGAGCUCCUCGACGAUGAGUUCAAGUCGUUGAGAGCCGCGAGGGGCGUGGUCACCGCGCUCGGCGUCGACUACGGCACGAGACGCGCGGGCAUCGCGGUGAGCGUCGGCGGAGCGUCGCCGAGGCCCGUCGCCGUCGUGCCGGCGACGCCCCCGGGCGAACUGAUCGACGCCGUCGUGCGAGCCGCGGUGCGCGAACGCGCCGACGUCAUCGUCGUCGGCCUUCCCAAACCCCCGAGGGACUUCGAGGCGGAGCGCGCGGAGGAGAGACGGCGAACGCUGUACUCGGCCCUCGUCGAUGUCGGCGACCUCGCGAACGAGUGUUUCGACGCGUCGGACGUCGCGGAGAGCCUCGGCGCGGACGAGAUGAAGCAUCGGUUAGCCGCGUACUCCAUGAAGAUCGGCGGGAGGGUGGAGGAGAGGGCGGCUCGGCUGUGGGCGCUGGUGGAGGCGGGGGGAGACCUGGACCUCGUCCCGGCGGGCGCGUUCGUGGGGGGCGAGGCGGGCAAGAGAAACGCGUGCGCGAGGGCGAGGAAAGAGAGGGUUCAACGUCGCGACGGGUUCGACGAACGCACGGGAAGACGACAACGGGCGGGGGGUUCGAGCUUUGGCGGGUUCAACGUCGCGGUUGGUUCACCACCGAACAGGCGUACAGAAGACGACGGGUCAACGAACAGGCGGGGACGCGCGCCGGUCAAGAUGCACGUCCUCGCGCGUCGAUUCGCCGAGAACCUCGCGGAUGCGGUUCGCGACGCGGGUCUCGGAGCCAAAGGGACGCGGGUGGUGAUGGUGGACGAGUCGGCGACGUCGGCGGAGGCGGACCUCAUCGCGUCAACCGCGCGAGGGGGGCGAGGGCUCAAGGAUAGGCCUCGAGGCGCCCAUCUGGACGAUAUAGCCGCGGGGGUGCUGCUCGAUAGAUACUUCGCGGGGAGCCACGGCGACGCGGAGGAGAUACCGCCGGCAAACUCCUCGGCUUAUUAUUAA